Molecule: messenger RNA, 2026 nt
Organism: Megalops cyprinoides (Indo-Pacific tarpon)
Lineage: Eukaryota; Metazoa; Chordata; Actinopteri; Elopiformes; Megalopidae
Product: beta-1,4-galactosyltransferase galt-1-like
Exons: 2
Coding region: 283-1656 (457 amino acids)
Source: RefSeq, a predicted model, not a curated record
GAUAAUGAAGACAGAUAACAUAUUUCCGUCUAUUACCCGUGAACACAGCCUUAGCUGGAACACGCUGGAGGGUCAUAUUGUUGCCGGUUCCUUGUUCUGUGGGAUAUCUAAAACUUUCUUCGAACACGACGUUCGACGGAUUUAUUUUUAAAAUGCUCCCAUCCCUCUCAUCUUUUUGAGAUGGCUGCAAUUUUUGUAGCAGUGGGCGCUUGCACUACGGCAGUGUGUGACGAUCACCGUGUUUCUAGCCCCAAGAGAGUGAAAACUUCAUGAAUCGACAGCAUGGCUUGUUCCACUCGCAGGAUCUUCUGCAUGGUGACUGUUCUGCUCUGUGGCACUAGCGGGCCACUGUACUUCUACAUCUUUUUACAAUAUGAAACGUAUGCUUACCUAGAGGCCAUCAGGCAGUAUGGUUACAUUGACACUGUGUCAGAGUCAGACUUGAAGAUGUGUGGUGCCACUUUGAAAAGAGAGGUAACCGUGCCUGUGAAAAAUGCCAAAGCCUUCCUGGUGUCUGCUUAUUUGGAUGAGCGUUUCUCCGGGGCAGUGCGCGUUAUCGGCAUCGUGUAUCGCUACGACCGGCCCCGGUUCUACUGCCAUGUCUGUAGAGACUCUUCUGUCCUCACCUGGACUGCUCAGCUCCUUAUUCACUCGGACCACUUUGGCUUCCCCUAUGGCACAGCUGACUUCCUGUGCCAGGUGCCAGAUGGGGUGGGGCCUGUCUAUGCGGUCUCCAUUUCCACCCAGCGAGAGCCAGACCCCACCAGCCCGUUCCUCCGAAUCCGCAAUGCCCAACAGAGCGACAUGGCUAACCCGCCCCUCCGCCACUUUUCGGUGUGCCUCUCCACCCUUUUCGGGAACUACAGCAACGUCCUGCAGUUUGUGCAGUCCAUGGAGAUGUACCGGAUCCUCGGUGCUGAGAAGGUAUUCAUCUACAAGACCGACUGCAGCCCGUUGCUGCAGAGGGUGCUGGAUUUCUACUCUGCAGAGGGCUUCCUGGAGGUCAUCCCGUGGGACAUCCAUCGCUACCUCAAGGUCUCCAGCAGCUGGACCCCCUCCAAAGGAGCCGGGGACCUGCACUAUCACGGGCAGAUCGCCGCCCUCAACGACUGCAUCUACCGCAACAUGUACGACAGCACCUACGUUGUCCUCUUGGACGCAGACGAGGUUAUCGUGCCGAAGCUGCACAGCAGCUGGAGGGACAUGAUGGCCUUCCUGUCGCAGAGGCACCUGGGCGUGGAGAGCUUCGCUUUCGACGACUACGUCUUCCGGCAAGAGGUGUUCGGGGACGGUGGGACGUUCGACAAGUGGCCCGACGUGCCCGGGGUCAACAUCCUGCGGCACGUGCACCGCGAGCCGCUCACCCGCUUUGGCUUCAACGCCCGCAAGAUGGUGGUGAACCCGCGGGCGGUGGUGUGGACCUCGGUGCACUCCACGCUCUGGCAGCGCGGCGCCACGUUCAAGGUGCCCAGCGUCGUGGGCCGGCUGCACCACUGCAGGGCCGCUGACAACAGGCAGCUGGGGCGCCGGGACCUGCUGCGGGACACCACCCUGUGGAAGUACAGCUCCCCCCUCAUCGGCAACGUCAGCCGAGUCCUGCACCUCGCCCUCAACAGGGGAAGGAGGCGGAGACAGAGAAAGGGGCGUCUUUUGUAGAUCUGAAUUUCUUUGUCGAUUGUGUAUUUUUAAAUUUUCAUUCAUUUGUUGCAGCAUUUGCACAAGCGGCACAGAGCGGGGGUUUCAUGUGGAAAAAAGUACGGUGCAGUUAUGUCAGUACUGGAUAUAGUGAGCCAUACUGGGAUGGGUAGCUGUGGUCACGCAAUAGGUUGGUUUGAUGGUACUAGUGUAGUAGCACAAGUACAAAGUACACUACUGGAGUCAGUGAUCAUGGACUAACAGUGAAGCUGCUUGAGCUAUGUGAUUCUGGUGGCUUUUGUUUUGGGAACAAUGCAAGGGGCAUGUCAAUGAUUGAUGUUGAUGCCCACAAGAAUUGUGUUGAUGGACGAUGAUGUUACUCUCACAUUGG